Sinocyclocheilus grahami is the source of this 978-nucleotide messenger RNA. Its product is annotated as dual specificity protein phosphatase 13-like. The record is from RefSeq and is a predicted model, not a curated record. Gene Ontology annotation, cellular component: cytoplasm. Gene Ontology annotation, molecular function: protein tyrosine/serine/threonine phosphatase activity; MAP kinase phosphatase activity. The transcript has 4 exons. Bases 236 to 823 code for a protein of 195 amino acids. Gene Ontology annotation, biological process: negative regulation of MAPK cascade; protein dephosphorylation. NCBI's taxonomy places the organism in Eukaryota, Metazoa, Chordata, Actinopteri, Cypriniformes, Cyprinidae.
GGCGACUGCAGUGUGUGGAAAUGAGCAGAAUCUUCUCUCUGUCUGGAGAGUCUAUAUUGGGUUAUAAUCAGUGUGAUAUUACUGAGGAUCUUCUCACCAGAUGAUCUUAUAUGGUUUCUUCUGUGGUGCUUCCCGAUCAGGAUCCUGAAGAAAGAGUGUUUAGAGCCACAUGAAUCAGAUUAUAAAUAUAAAUAGAUAAAGUCAUCAGCGUGAACAACACGCCACACACACACGCAUGCACACACACCGACGAGCUGUUCCUCAACACACCCGGCGGUGGGCCGACAUGCCCCGCUACGAGACUCCUCCAGCCUCUGAGCUCCAGAGACUCCUGUGGGUCAAAGCUGGAACCAGCGGCCAUCUGGACGAGGUCAGGCCUGGAAUAUACAUCGGAGACAUGUAUGCAGCGAAGGACAAGCACUUGCUGCAGUCUCUGAACAUCACAUACGUCCUGAACGCAGCUCACGGGAAGUUCAGCGUCAACACAGGAGCCAGUUACUACAGAGACACUAAAAUCAGCUACCACGGCGUGGAGGCCUUUGACAUGCCCUCCUUUGACUUGAGCCCCUUCUUCUACUCCGCCGCCAAGUUCAUCAAGACUGCCAUGAGCACCCCUGGAGGUAAGGUGCUUGUGCACUGUGCGAUGGGUCUGAGUCGCUCCUCGUCGCUGGUUUUAGCGUAUCUGAUGAUUCAUGAAGGCAUGACACUGGUUGAAGCCAUUAAAGCCGUCGCACAACACAGGAAUAUCUGCCCAAACUCCGGCUUCAUGGAGCAGCUGAGAGAACUGGACAAAACACUGCACUGCCAGAGCGCUGCCUUCUAACAUGCUCACUAAUCACAAACACACUACAUUACAUACGGUAACAGAAUUAUUCACAUGAAAAUUCCCUGACAGAAAUGCAUGAUUCAGAAUCUGCCUUAUAUGUAUAUGAUGGAAUUACAUGAUUUGAUACAGGAUUUAAUUUCUCUCUUUUCUUU